AUGCUUGGAUCGCCCAAGGUCUUCUUCGCCUCCUCCGCCUCGCGCCGCUCCGGGUCGCUGCGCCGGCUGCUCUCGACGCCGGCCUUCUCUGCGGCCUGCCUCCUCUUCGGCCUCGCCGGCUUCCUCGCCGACGCGCUCGCCCUCUCGCGCUCCCCGUUCGUCACUCACAUCCGCUGCCCCGAUUCCUCGCGCCCGCUCUCCGUCUCAAUAGCGUGGGACCACGGCCCAGGGGAUGGCUCCGCAGCGGGCUCCGCGGAGCUCCCGGCCUCGCUCGCCACUGGAUCGCGCUAUCGGUCAAGAUCUAGCUGGACUUUUAGAGUUCGGACUGUCGAUGUAUUUCGUUGCUUCUAG
Messenger RNA from Zea mays, 351 nucleotides. RefSeq lists its product as uncharacterized. The record is from RefSeq and is a predicted model, not a curated record. The transcript has a single exon. NCBI's taxonomy places the organism in Eukaryota, Viridiplantae, Streptophyta, Magnoliopsida, Poales, Poaceae. Bases 1 to 351 code for a protein of 116 amino acids.